UUCACGUGUAAUAUACGUUUAUAUCACAUACUAUACGAUUACUGGGAUCUGGAUGAGAAUAUGAUCGCGGUCACUUUUGUAUCCGCAGCAUCCGGACAGAUCAUCGAAGUAGCCAGACCUAUUUUCUCGUUACCACGCCUACCAGCUUCGUCGUGGACCAAUCCAGAUAUUCCGGCUAAAUCACAGCUGACGGCAAACUGAUUUCCCUCUCAGCCGGAGAUCUCCUCUCAACAUGGCAGAGCUUCGCCCGCUCACUCACUUUUACGCCGUUCCGCGGCUCUUUCUCCCUUGAGAGCAUUUUUUCUUACUGUCAUGAAAAUCUUCCUAGGUGUAACUUCGAUUUCACUUUCGCUCGUUUGUUCCCCUGUUAAAUUAAAAAUCAAAGUUACAUCUGUUUUAUCUCAUUACGAUUGAAACCGCACUAAAAUAACAUUUAUUACUAGUAAAAAAGUUGCAUUUGUGUAAUAUUAAAGUUAUAUUUGUUAUUGAUUCCACGUUUGAGCGUGCGUUCAAGCAAGUGCGUGUAGUGUAAAGCAUCAAGGGGAGGUAAAGUCAUCAGAUCAAAGUGAACAGUGAACAAGUGAACAGAAGUCAUUUCAAAUUCGUCGUAACGAACGCUAUCAUUGGAAUUCGUUCUACGUCAUUUCUUGACAAUGAAGAAUCUCAAUGGGAAGUUACACGCUACGUAAAUAAAUGUACAUAUGUAGAACGUGCGCUUCCGAGUAGUGUCAUGAGCGCGAUCGACGGCACCGCGUGCGCUCUCGAUAAACUGAAAUCCGCGGAGAGGAAAAUGAUGAACGGUGUCAACACUCACGUCAUCAUGGACGGCGCCAAUUGUUCCAAGCAGCUGAAAUUUGGCGUGGACCGCAUAUUGUCGAACGAGAUCUGCGCGAAGAAAGCGGAUGUACUCAAGCCGCUUCCGAUCCAACUGCCCUCGAUACGUUGCCCCUGCUUCGGGAGUUGCGGAAAGUGCGAAGCUCUCAGAGCGUACACAUCAUUUUCGCACGUCCAUUCAUCGUUACCCGAAGGUAUCACGCCCGUACCUUAUACCGGGAUUAUAGAGAGCCUGGGCACUUUAUAUCGGCCGGCGCCCUUGCGUCCCGUGCCGAGAGCACAAAUUUCCUCGUCCUCGACAAUGAGCUGUCCAGAAAGCAGCACACGCCGGAAGAGAUCGUGGUCCAGAGCCGUGUUCAGUUCGCUGCAGCGGAAAGGGUUGGAGAGGCGAUUUUCUUUGCAAAAGUACAUCACAAAACCUGAUCGACGACAAUUGGCGGCGACUUUAGGCUUAACCGACGCACAGGUUAAGGUUUGGUUCCAAAAUCGUCGGAUGAAAUGGCGACACGCGAGGGAAAGUGAGAACGCUGUUUUAGCCGGUCCGGACUCCACGCAGAAGGACUUUCCUCAAAAAAUGGUAAAACCUAAUGUUAACGAUACGAUCCAGCAGGAGAACGAAGAGGAUGCGGAGAUCGACGUGGAUCUAUAAGAUUUCAGCGCGUGUGCCGAAAAGUGUGACUUUGUUUGCAUGGAACAUUCGAUAUUCUUUCAUCUCUUGGAUAAUGAGAUAAAUAAUAAAUCAAUCUUUAUUAUUUCUUUUUGCUACUUUAAUGAAUGUUAAUGAUAUAAUAAAGAUAUUGUU
Molecule: messenger RNA, 1636 nt
Organism: Harpegnathos saltator (Jerdon's jumping ant)
Lineage: Eukaryota; Metazoa; Arthropoda; Insecta; Hymenoptera; Formicidae
Product: H2.0-like homeobox protein
Exons: 4
Coding region: 731-1483 (250 amino acids)
Biological process (GO): regulation of DNA-templated transcription
Molecular function (GO): DNA-binding transcription factor activity, RNA polymerase II-specific; sequence-specific DNA binding
Source: RefSeq, a predicted model, not a curated record